GCUUGACAUUUUGAAGCUGCUCCUCCGGGGUGUUUGAACAGGAAGGCGGACAUGUUGGCCGAGCUGUGUGAGAAAAUUGUGCACAGUAUGCGAUUGUUUUCCGAAAACUAACACACAUAUUACGUGAUUCCUAUUUAUAUUCAGUGUGAGAGCUCUUGCAGUUCGGACGGGGGGGAAACAGCCGCCACUCUUUGACAGCUGAGGGGGACCUAGCGGAAGGACUGCCGUUGAAAACGUUAUAGCGACUCCGUGUUUAAACUUCGAAAUUUGGAAGAAGCAGAAGUUUUUCCACCACCACUUCUACUUUUGAGCUGUCAGAUUGUGGCUUUCUGCAGGGGCCUGGUACAGCUAUGGGAGCACGCCUGGAUUAGUCUUCCCUCUGUUUAUUUUUGAACAUUGCAUUUACUUAUAAUUGCCUUUUGUUUGGAACGUUUUAAGCCCUUAUCCUCAGCGGCAUCCUACGGAGGUUGUCUAAUCUGUUGCCGCAUUUAUCUUUGCCACUGAAGUUGUUUGCCACUUGUACUGAGAGGGGGGCACCUUCCCCGACUUGGAAAAUGUGGAGUGGUAGGUGCCACCUUAACGCCUUGAUUGUCUGUGGAAGCUGUGGGACAACGAUGCAUUUUCUUUGAGGUGCGGUGUAAAGUUCACACGAAGAAAGGGACGUUUGGCUGGCUAGCUACCACUGGCUAACGCUAGCUAGCUAGCCAGCUUUCUUGCCUCGCCAGUGAGCUGUUUUUAUUCAUAACCCACCCUCGGGACUGUACUUGACAGCAAAGAUGAGCGCAGGAGACGCCAUGGCGGCUCGGUUUGAGAAAAUCGAUGCCAUGUUACAAGACCCCAAGUCGGAAAUAAACACGGAUUGUCUACUGGACGGCUUGGACGCGCUGGUAUAYGACCUCGACUUCCCUGCCCUUAGGAAAAACAAGAGCAUUGACAACUUCUUGAAUAGAUAUAAAAAAACAAUUAGUAAAAUCCGUGAUCUACGAAUGAAAGCAGAGGACUAUGAGGUGGUUAAAGUUAUUGGAAGAGGUGCAUUUGGAGAGGUUCAGUUGGUAAGACACAAAUCCACAUGUAAAGUAUACGCCAUGAAGCUGCUGAGCAAGUUUGAGAUGAUCAAAAGGUCAGACUCUGCUUUCUUCUGGGAAGAGAGAGACAUCAUGGCUUUUGCCAAUAGUCCAUGGGUUGUGCAGCUCUUUUUCGCAUUCCAAGAUGACCGCUACCUCUACAUGGUGAUGGAAUACAUGCCUGGCGGGGAUCUGGUUAACUUGAUGAGCAACUAUGACGUCCCAGAGAAGUGGGCCCGCUUUUACACAGCGGAGGUGGUGUUAGCGCUGGACGGGAUCCACUCCAUGGGCUUCAUUCACAGAGAUGUAAAACCUGAUAACAUGUUGCUCGACAAAGCAGGUCACUUAAAACUUGCGGACUUUGGAACGUGCAUGAAGAUGAAUGAGGAUGGGAUGGUACAAUGUGACACAGCAGUUGGAACUCCAGACUAUAUUUCGCCUGAGGUACUGAAAUCCCAAGGAGGAAAUGGCAACUAUGGCAGAGAGUGUGACUGGUGGUCAGUAGGAGUGUUUCUCUAUGAGAUGCUUGUUGGCGAUACGCCUUUCUACGCAGACUCGUUGGUGGGGACUUACAGUAAAAUCAUGAACCACAAGAAUGCCCUGACCUUCCCAGAUGACAGUGACAUUUCCAACGAUGCCAAAAAUCUCAUCUGUGCUUUCUUGACUGACAGGGAAGUUCGGCUCGGCCGUAAUGGAGUGGAUGAGAUCAAGAGGCACCCUUUCUUCAAAAACGACCAGUGGACAUGGGACAACAUCCGAGAGACCGCUGCCCCUGUGGUGCCUGAACUCAGCAGUGACGUAGACACCAGUAAUUUUGAUGACAUCGAGGAAGACCGGGGAGAGGAGGAGACCUUUCCCAUACCGAAGGCCUUUGUGGGCAAUCAGCUCCCUUUUGUCGGCUUCACGUAUUAYAGCAAUCAACAUCCUUUGCGUGGAUCUGCUGCCUCAAAGACCAGCGACAAACGUAGCAGUUCAACAAAAGAGGACAAGAGUCAUCUGGAGAACCUGCAAAAACAGAUCUACCAAUUAGAGGAGCAACUCCAUGGAGAAAUGCAACAAAAAGAUGAGCUGGAACAGAAAUGCAGGGCAUCAAACACCAAGAUUGAGAAGAUUAUGAAGGAGUUGGAUGAAGAGGCGAACCUGAGGAAGAGUGCAGAAGCCAGCGUGUCUCUGCUGGAGAAAGACAAGAUUAUGCUGCAGCACAGAUUCACCGAGUACCAAAGAAAAGCUGACCAGGAGGGAGAAAAGAGGCGCAACUUAGAGAAUGAAGUGUCGAAUUUAAAGGAGCAGCUUGAAGAUAUGAGGAAGAUCAGUCAGAACUCACAGGCCUCAAAUGACAAGAUUGUCCAGUUGCAGAAGCAGCUGGAGGAGGCGAACGACCUGUUGCGAGCUGAGUCGGACACGGCGGCGAGACUGAGGAAGAGCCACACGGAGAUGACGAAGUCGAUGAGCCAACUGGAGACUUUGAACCGUGAGCUGCAGGAGAGGAGYCGGGCCGCCGACGGAGAGAAGGCGCAGCUGGAGAAGGAGCUGCUGCUGCUUCAGAGCACGCUGGAGUCGGAGCGAAGAAACUACAGCGAGGGAUCAGAGGAGAUGAGGGAACUGCAAGCGAGAUUGGCCGGACUGCAAGAAGACAACAGAAACUUGAAAAUCAAUCUUUCCAAAGUGGAGGGAGAACGCAAGCAAGCCCAGGAACGGAGCAACUACCUGGAGAAGGAAAAGAACAGUUUGGAGAUAGACCUGAACUACAAGCUGAAGACCYUGCAGCAGCGUCUGGAGCAGGAACAAACCGAGCACAGAGUGACGCGGGCGCAGCUCACAGACAAAUACGAAUCUAUUGAAGAAGCCAAAUCAGCUGCUAUGAUUGCCGUUCAGCAGAAGAUGUCAGAAGAGACUGGAGCAAGGUCAAGAGCAGAGGGCCGUGUGGUGGAGGUCGAGAAGCAGUGCUCGAUGUUGGAGUUCGACCUGAAGCAGUCCGUGCAGAAAAUGGAGCAGCUGAUGAAGCAAAAGGAGAGACUGGAAGAUGAGGUUAGUAAAUGRCUGAUAUACAUGGGAGUUUUCAUAUUUGGGAGUUGUUUUGACAGACAGUACAGAGGCAACGAAGGACAGAUGAGGGAACUUCAGGACCAGCUUGAAGCCGAACAGUAUUUUUCUACACUUUACAAAACUCAGGUUAGGGAGCUGAAAGAGGAGAUUGAGGAACGGAACCGUCAGGUACAAGACGCUCAGAAGAAGGUUCAUGAUUUGAUAAGCGAAAGAGAAUCGCUGUCUGCUCAGCUGGAUCUSACGGUGACCAAGGCCGAGUCUGAGCAGCUCGCUCGGGCUCUGCAGGAAGAGCAGUACUUUGAGCUCACCCAGGAGAGCAAGAAGGCAACGGCUCGGCACAAGCAGGAGAUCGGUGAACGAGAGGCCACUAUUGCACAGCUUGAGGAAUCCAAUAAAACUUUGACCAAAGACGUGGAGCACCUCAGCAAAGACAAUACGGAGUUGAGUGAGAAGCUUCGUCUUCAGGAGGAAGAAUACCUCUCUCAGAAGGAAGAUAUCAUGGCUUCAGUCAAAGCCAACUACGAGAAGGUGCUCCAAACCGAGCGCACACUGAAGACUCAGGCGGUGAACAAGCUGGCUGAGAUCAUGAAUCGUAAAGACAUGAAGCUUGACCAGAAGAAGAAAGGUAGCACCGCAGAACUGCGCAAGAAGGAGAAAGAGAACCGCAAGCUUCAGCAGGAGCUCAAUCAGGAGAAAGAGAAGUUUAACCACAUGGCCAUCAAGUACCAGAAGGAGGUCAACGAGAUGCAGGCGCAACUCGCAGAGGAAUCCACGUAUCGCAACGAGCUGCAGAUGCAGCUGGCCAGCAAAGAGAGUGACAUCGAGCAGCUGCGCGAGAAGCUGAGCGACUUGCAGCAGCGUGUGGAGAAUUCCAGCAUCACCAGCCUGCAGACGGAUGAAACAGACAGUAACACUGCAGAAUCCAGACUGGAGGGUUGGUUGUCCAUUCCUAAUCGUGCUAAUAUCAAGCGAUAUGGAUGGAAGAAACAGUAUGUUGUGGUGAGCAGUAAGAAGAUUCUGUUCUACAAUGAUGAGCAAGAUAAAGAACAGUCCAACCCCUCCAUGGUACUUGAUAUAGACAAACUGUUUCACGUGAGACCAGUCACUCAAGGAGACGUGUACCGAGCCGAAACGGAAGAGAUUCCUCGGAUAUUCCAGAUUCUGUACGCCAACGAGGGAGAGUGCAGGAAGGAGGCGGACAUGGAGCCGGUCCCUCAGGGCGAGAAGACCAACUGUCUCGCGCACAAGGGUCACGAGUUCAUCCCCACACUAUAUCACUUCCCCUCCAACUGUGAGGCCUGCGCCAAGCCCCUGUGGCACGUGUUCAAGCCUCCUCCGGCUCUGGAGUGCCGCCGCUGCCAUGUGAAGUGCCACAGGGACCACCUCGACAAAAAGGAGGACGUCAUCGCUCCUUGCAAAGUGAACUACGACGUGACCUCUGCCCGGGACAUGCUGUUACUGGCUGUGACCCAAGAGGACCAAAAGAAAUGGAUUGGCCACCUGGGAAAGAAGAUUCCUAAGACCCCCCCAUCAACGUUUUCUAGAGUCUCGCCUCGUAGCAUGUCCACUCGCUCUGGACCCAACCAGUCCUUCCGCAAAAACCCUAAAAGCAAUACGGCAAAGCUGAGCAGAGCGCAGUCCAGCCUCCAUGCAGCAGACACAACAUCAAGCACUUGUUGACAGGAACUUCUUCAGAGAGUGUUGAUGUUGUAUUUUAGAUGUUUCCUCCUGACCUUCAAAUCUUUUUUAUUUAUUAAUUGCGCUCCUGGAUCUUUUUUUUUAAAAUGAGACUUCCUGGUUGUUGGUUGUUUUCUUUCCUCCUGGGAUCUGUGCAGUUUUACUCUUGGGAUUUGUUUGUUUGUUGUUUUUUUUUCUAAUUGACGCCAAGGUGGUUUGGGAUUCGUGAACUAACUACAUACUUUGCAACUCUCAUUAGAAUUGUCCAUAUUAGGUUGUUUUUCUGUCAAACAUGAGCCAGAUUUGAGCUAUUAAYAGUUACAUUAUCUGUUCGACUGAAUACUAACAAAUAUAAAGAUAAAUAGUUUUUUUACUGGUGUUUCUUCUGUC
Poecilia reticulata (guppy) is the source of this 5177-nucleotide messenger RNA. Lineage: Eukaryota; Metazoa; Chordata; Actinopteri; Cyprinodontiformes; Poeciliidae. The record is from RefSeq and is a predicted model, not a curated record.